GAAAACGAGAGAAGGGUGCAUCCUGAGGUCAAAGUUCAAAUGUUUGAGUCACAUGGGUGAAACCAGGAAAUAGAGAAGUGACAGCUGUCCAGACACACUUGUUCAUUAGAAAGUGCUGAGGUACUUUUUGAUUCAAAAUGGAUGAUCAAACGAUGAUUGCGGACCAAGUGGAGCAUGUGGAAGUCAUAGUUCGGGACUGUCACAAUGGAAUAUCGAUUGACCUCUUUCUGCAUCUCACACUUAUCCCAGCUGUGCUGAUUGCUUUGGUACUGUCAUUCCUUCAGAAAAGAGCAAAACCAUUGGCUAUUGACCAUAGACUUCCUUUUCUUCAAGGGCGUUUUGGCAUUGUGGUACCUCUGGACACCAUAGGUAGCCUGAGCAAUCGCUGGUCGUACGGGUUUGCCUUUGGCGCCGUGUCCUACAGCGUCCUGCUGCUCUUCUCGGAACAUUACAUUCCUUUUACUGUCCCACCCUGGGCCAGAGCUGUAGUUUACCUUGUUGGAGCUUUGGAGGUGGGACUUGUGAACUUUCCUUUCUUUGCCUGUUUGUCAACACCAUUCAGAGCGGCUGGAGCUGUGCUGGGAAUUCUCUACUCUUUGUGUUGGCUUAUAAUUACUGUGUGGGACACAUUCACAUGUCCAGAUGGCAAGAUUUUGGGGAAAUACCAGAAGAUAAUUGUCCAGUGGCCUUGUAUCGUCUCUCUCAUUUUUCUUUUGGGACGAUUUGUCUACAUGCUGGUCAAACAUGUUCGAAUACAUCUAAAGCUGGAACAGGAGGACCCAGAUGAAUUGACUCAGCAUCAUCAAGUGCAGCAUGUUAAGAGACUCCUGAGGAAGAAAAGUACACACAGCAAGGCCCUGAGCUGGUUCCACAACAGAGUGUAUGAGUGGGAUCCCCACUUCAAGUUCCCAAACAGAAUCAUCGGCACUGCCAUCAUAUCGCUCAUCGGUCUAUAUACGAUGACCCUGGCUGACUAUAGUCUCAGUAAUAUCGCUUUUGACCAAGUGGUCAGAUGGAAGAACACGCUCAAAGACUUGGUUACAUCCUGUGAUCAGACCGAAGCUUUGGGAGCCAUGAUUCCGCAACUGGAAGAAUUCAUCAACGUGGCCAGAAAGACGUGGUUAGCAACCACCAUCUUUGCUAGUCUCAAUUCAGUUGCGUACACAAUCCAUGUACUGGUAUGUUACAGGAAACAUUUAAAGAGACUUUGGAGAGGAGAGAGAGGUUUCCUCCCAGAGAAAUUUCUCAAGCCCAAGUCUGCUGUCAGCGUGGCCUCCAUCGCACGCUACUCUGGAUGGCAAAUUGCUUUUACACUCUGGGGUUAUCUGAUGGUCCACUCCAUUCACUUCCUGGUUGCACUGUUGGUGGUGUAUGUGAUUGUUAUUCCGAUACAACAUGGAAAAGCCCUGAUCAUGCUGUCUAACCUUGGCAUCCUCAUCCUGACUAUCAGUCUGGUGAUAGCCAUGGUGAUCCUCCAGAUAGUUUUGGUCCAGAUUUUUUUUCUCCAGGACAAACUGUCUCCCACUGAUAAACACAAACCUUUGGCUCUCAAUAACAGAAAAGCAUUCCACUGCUUCAACUACUUUUUCUUUUUCUACAAUGUGAUCAUGGGGAUAAGCAACUGCAUCAUGAGGCUGAUGAUCAGCAUUGUGCUGGGAACAUGGCUGGUGUCCCGCAUCGACCGUACAAUAAUGCAGAGAGGAUAUGAAACCAUGGAUGCUGGUUAUAGUACAUGGAUUGGGAUGAUCUUUGCUGACCACUAUCAUAACAAUCCAGUCAUGGUGUGUUUCUGUCAGCUCCUUGUCUCCACCAUCCUGGACAAACACACACUACCUGCAUACUCCUCAUUCAACAACACACCAUCUGAAUAUUCUGUGAACAGUCAAGCCAGGAGACGUUGGGCAUUGCUUUACACCCUCUUACGGAACCCUCAUCUGAUCCUGCACAGGAAGCACCACCUCUCCUCAUUGGGGACCUUGGACACGUCUCCUUCUCUUCAGUCGGACACAAUACUGCAGGCUUGGGUCAUGGCUUCACAAACGCAGAGCCACAAGACAGCGUCGGCGCCACUGAGCACUGAGGCACAAACGCCAGAAGGCUAGAAUAACUUUUGCACUGAUGCACAUUUUGUCAGUGUUUGGAGGUCUGUCAUCGAAAGUCACUUGAGAUCUGAUAUGUUGUUAAAACUUGAAUCUCACUUUGUAUGUACUUCGGUCUGUAAUUACAGAAAAGUUUCACAGCUUGAAAUUCUUUCAAAAUGAAUUCAUGCCCACAAUUGGUAGUACAAGUUUGCUUAACUCCUGUGCUGACUUUUUUAUCUAAACAGAAGAGCCAAGUAGCUGGUCUGACACCAAGUUGGACAAAUGAGCAAAAUAUUAAAACAAGUUAAAAAAAAAUAUAAAGUUAAAAAUAUAACUAAGUGUAUUAUUUUUGAUAUCUACAGCAUUGCUGAACAGGUCAUUCUAGGACUUGUUGACUUAUGGCGCAGAAGUUCGUCCAUAAUUUUCCAUGUCAAUAUAGCAUAUGCAGUAUACGCUGUUUGCUAUGAAAGUGAACAGUUUGGUGGAGUUGUGAGAGACUUUGUUAUUUGUUAUUUUCAUUAUUGUCUGUUCACUAUUACGAACUUGUUAGAUAUUCACAUCAUUGCUGAACAGGUCAUUCUUGGACUUGUUGCAUUAUGAUGGCACAUAAAUUG
Molecule: messenger RNA, 2695 nt
Organism: Hippocampus comes (tiger tail seahorse)
Lineage: Eukaryota; Metazoa; Chordata; Actinopteri; Syngnathiformes; Syngnathidae
Gene: stra6l
Product: STRA6-like
Exons: 18
Coding region: 138-2102 (654 amino acids)
Biological process (GO): vitamin A import into cell
Cellular component (GO): plasma membrane
Molecular function (GO): signaling receptor activity; retinol transmembrane transporter activity
Source: RefSeq, a predicted model, not a curated record